AUGGUAUAUCGCUACACUCUUCCGGCUCAGCAUAGCCCAUAUGCUUGUCAGCAGCGUGAACUGUCGCUUCGCAGCCAGACAAUUUCCAACGCCAUUGCGAGCACUCCUACUCUCAAGCGGGCAAGUCUUUACACACAGGAAUUUCCAACCUCGAAAGCUCAUCCUCUCAACCAUCAGCCAUGGGUUAAGCAGAUCGACAAGGAGAAUGUGAAGAUUACGACCUACCCAGUCUCAUCGAAAAAUACUUUCGACGAGGACGGGCGCCAAUAUGAUCCGGCCGAUCCCACAACUUGGGGUAUCAAACCACUUCCACCACUUCCAAACGAUGGUAGUUCGAAUUCGCACAAAGCUUCCUCGAUCUUGUCCAGGCCAGAUGAUGAUGCCGCGAUGCUUCUGAGCCCAGCCAUGCAACCAUACACGGAGUCAGCGGGCGUCCAAAAUCUCGCUCAGCUCAUUGGUGAUAAUCUUCGAAUUGAUGACGAGCACAUCGAGCACGCACAGCACCGCACCACGUCAUCUUCUUAUCACGACCCAGAGAGCGAGCCUUCUCGAGUGGAGUCUCCGAUAUCGAACGGACAUGCGAACGUUCUUACUGCCACAAACCUUGCCAAAUUUGGCAAAACAAACGACAGGCUCUCAAAUCUUCGCUCUGGAUCACCCUCGUCAGCAACGGGAGAGCUGAUUCAGCAAGACGGUAUUGAUCCUCAGCACGAUUCAUCCUCGGUAGUCAAUGGCUAG
Akanthomyces muscarius is the source of this 738-nucleotide messenger RNA. RefSeq lists its product as uncharacterized. The record is from RefSeq and is a predicted model, not a curated record. Bases 1 to 738 code for a protein of 245 amino acids. The transcript has a single exon. NCBI's taxonomy places the organism in Eukaryota, Fungi, Ascomycota, Sordariomycetes, Hypocreales, Cordycipitaceae.